This is a messenger RNA of Helianthus annuus (common sunflower), 1313 nucleotides long. RefSeq lists its product as uncharacterized. Lineage: Eukaryota; Viridiplantae; Streptophyta; Magnoliopsida; Asterales; Asteraceae. Bases 137 to 1180 code for a protein of 347 amino acids. The transcript has 7 exons. Gene Ontology annotation, molecular function: RNA binding. The record is from RefSeq and is a predicted model, not a curated record. Gene Ontology annotation, biological process: tRNA modification.
CCCAUUGCCAUUUCCAUCUUUCCAUCGUUAACGAUCAACCUUGACCUAAUUUAUGCAAGGGGCUUACAAUUUGGGGUUUAUCUAUCAGUGUAAACCCUGGUACUUCCGUUGAAAUUGAAUUGCUAAUCUAUCUGCAAUGGCGGAAUUGGAAGUAACUAACAAAAAUACAGCAAAAGAUUUAGAUGAUGCUGCAGCAGCAGCAGGAGAAAUGAAGCCAUGGGAGCAGCAUUCUGCUGUGAUUAGCAUCCCCCGAUACGAUUACAAAGCCCCCUCUUCCUUGCUCCGUCGCUCUUUCUCCGGCUUCCUCGUUACCUGCCCCAUCAAGAGGGAGAAAAGUGCAACAAAAGAAGCUAUGGCCAUCCUUCACAAGUAUCUCGGGGCUAUAAAUACACGCGAUUCUAUAGCAGAGGAAGACCCUCAAAAUAUUGUUUCAAAGAGACGAAAAGUAGUUACCACUGGAACAGAAGAGUGCACCAAUGAUGUAGAAAAUGAGGCUCUGAAUGAAAACAAUGACUUUGUGGUUGCAGGUGCUAAAGAGGUUCCGGAAGGUUCUUGUGUGUCCACUACAAAAUCAGAUGCAAAUACCGAAACAUUGAACCCUCUUUCGCUUGUUAAGCUGACUAGGAGUGGUUUGCUUCUAUUUACGUUUUCGAAUGACCACUCUCCUGAUGUUGUCGAUAUUGUGUCAAACAUCAUGCAGUCUUUGGAAUCCGGAAGUUUAAAAGCACCACUUUGGUGCCACAGAAUUUUACCUAUCCAAACCACUUGUGUUUUGCACGAGAAAGAGCUCGGCACUCUGGUAUCCAAGCUUGUUGCCGAUUUCUUGAAUAAUGAAGGAAAGGAACUUGCUCGACCUGUAAAGUUUGCAGUAGGAUACAACAGAAGAGGAAUCGAGGAAACCGAAUUAAAAGGUAAAAAUAGUGAUUCAAAUCCAGUGGCUCUGCUAGACCGUAACAAAUGCUUUGAGGUGGUUGCUGCUGCUGUGAAAAAUAUGGUCUCAGAUUCAGUUGUUGAUCUGAAAUGUCCAGAGCUCACUAUUCUUAUCGAGGUCCUACCCGUUUCUGGGAUACCCAACGGGUCACCUAUAGUUGCUGUUUCGGUUCUUCCUCAAAAGCUCAUCAUGACCAAGCCUCGUCUUUGCAUCAAGGCUUUGGUUCUUGAUGUCAAGUCAAAGAAAUAAAAUUCUAAAAGUGGAAUGAUCAGUUUUGUAGUUUUAUACUUUCGAGGUCUCGGUUUUAUCAUUUUCAUUUCGAAUUUAUGGUAUUAACAUAUGGUGUUUUGUUAUAAUCGUAGUUCUCUCUGUUUAAACGAAA